Poecilia latipinna (sailfin molly) is the source of this 928-nucleotide messenger RNA. RefSeq names its product relaxin 3a (gene rln3a). Bases 94 to 543 code for a protein of 149 amino acids. The transcript is spliced from 2 exons. The record is from RefSeq and is a predicted model, not a curated record. Gene Ontology annotation, molecular function: hormone activity; G protein-coupled receptor binding. NCBI's taxonomy places the organism in Eukaryota, Metazoa, Chordata, Actinopteri, Cyprinodontiformes, Poeciliidae. Gene Ontology annotation, cellular component: extracellular region.
ACCUGCAGGGGCACAGCUCAAGCAAACUGGGACACAGACAUAAGAAAAAAAAAACUUGAAUUUUUCCAUCUUGCUUUACUUGCUUGGGAUACAAUGUGGAAAGCAGUGGUAAUGGCCGUGUGUUUGCUUGUGGCUGGGGUUGGAGCUCAGCCCAUGGAGGAUCCAACGUAUGGGGUGAAACUCUGUGGCAGAGAGUUUAUUCGAGCAGUCAUCUUCACCUGCGGAGGAUCACGCUGGAAACGAUCACUUAGAAGUCCAGAUGUUUCAGAAGACCCAUUCACCUCCCAUCAAGAUGAGUCUUCAGAGGGCUUGACCUCCAACUUUAUGGUUGAAAACUUCCUUCAAACAACCAAAGACCUCAGCUUCACGCCCCAAAACAACCCUAAUGGUGGGUUCAGCAGGUCCACCCGGUCGUUCAUUACUGAUGAAAUCCUGGAGGCUCUCCGGAAAGCUGACCGCAAAGGCCGGGACGUCGUGGUGGGUCUGUCCAACGCCUGCUGCAAGUGGGGCUGCAGCAAAAGCGAGAUCAGCUCCCUUUGCUGAGGGUUGAUGAAUGAAUGCAUGUGUUAGCAAAUGUUUUACACCCUCCCACAAAUAUGCACACAUACACACAGAAACAUUUUAAUUUUGUUUCAUGUUUGUCAAGAAGUUGAGUCGAAUUAGUAAAUGUGUUCUGUUUUCCGUACUAAAAUGUUUUCAGUGUUUAAAGACAGACAGGAAUAAAUGUACUUUUUUUAUUCCUGAUUAAUGUUUCUGCAACUUUUAAGAACUUUGUGCUACAUUUUGUAAAACUUCAUAAACAGCCUGUCAUGUGAAAGUAGGUCUAAUGUCAUUUGUAGUGUAAAAAUAUUUUCUAUAUGUUUCAUUGAACAAAUGUGAUGUAACAAUUUCCCAUUCAAAACAACAAAACUAUAAAAUGCCUUACUCA